Messenger RNA from Diversispora eburnea, 864 nucleotides. Lineage: Eukaryota; Fungi; Glomeromycota; Glomeromycetes; Diversisporales; Diversisporaceae. The record is from the annotation of a GenBank genome assembly.
AUGAAUGGUUCAAUUUCUAUGCAAUCCAAAUUUGACGAGAUCCGCGCUAAAAUCGAACAAAAGCUGGAAGGAAAAGAUUCAGGAAUAGUAAAGAUCAGUUUUCCAGUUGGAGAACUUGGCAACCUUAAAUUAUGUGAAGAUAUCCAUCAUGCCUUCAGCGCUGAAAUAAUCGGAGAUAAUUUAUUCAUCAAAUUUAAUGGUGCAGAAAAAGAGAUCAUCCAUCGAAAACUAACAAAUUCGUUUGAAAACCAAAAUCAAGAUUGGUUGGCAAGUAGCAACACUAUAUGUGUAGUUAGAAACAAACAGUACAGAUCUGAUAUCGGUGUGUGGUUUCGACCCCUAACUAAACAACAAAAAAAGAAUCCGAUCAUUUAUGCAUGUCCACCUCCAAACCUUUGGAUCGAGGUAUUCUACAACAAUGAAAGCGAUCGUAGUCAUGCAUUUAACAAGAUUAACUGGCUUCGGCAGAAUGCGAAUAUGACUGGAAUUGAAUUUGUGGCGAUAGGUCUUCCUUCUGGGACCAAUUUUAGCUCUAAUCCUAAUCCCGAAAAUAUCAUGGUUCAUGCAACUAGUCAAAUUGCACGACUUACCAGAGCCCCAUACAUAUGUCAUUGGGAUUUAAAUUUCAAUGAAAUAUGGUACAAAAUGGAUUGGAAUCAAUUUAUUAUCCUUAGAUGUGAAUUGAAUGCCAAACUCAUAGCUGAUAUUGCUGAACUUAGAAAGGAAAAUAUAAAAUUAAAACAAGAUAAAGAAGAGAUUGAAGCCAGAUUCAUAAAACUGGAGCAGAGCGAUAAAGAAAAAACUGACCUUAUUGCUAAACUAGAUCAGAGUGAUAAAGAAAAAAUAACCUUAUUGCUAAACUAG